Molecule: messenger RNA, 6470 nt
Organism: Nothoprocta perdicaria
Lineage: Eukaryota; Metazoa; Chordata; Aves; Tinamiformes; Tinamidae
Gene: CAMSAP1
Product: calmodulin regulated spectrin associated protein 1
Exons: 18
Coding region: 1-4863 (1620 amino acids)
Biological process (GO): negative regulation of microtubule depolymerization; neuron projection development; cytoplasmic microtubule organization
Cellular component (GO): microtubule minus-end
Molecular function (GO): calmodulin binding; spectrin binding; microtubule minus-end binding
Source: RefSeq, a predicted model, not a curated record
AUGGUGGAUGCGGACGCGUGCGCGGGCGGCGAGGGCGCCCGCAGGAAGAUGGAUGCCCUGGCCGACGGCGCCCUCGAGAUCGUCCCUUUGGAGCUCUACGAUUCCGCCCGGGCGAAAAUAGCUGCUAAUCUGCAAUGGAUCUGCGCGAAAGCCUACGGAAUAGAUAAUGUCCCGGAAGAGCUGAAGGACCCGUUCUACAUAGACCAGUACGAGCAGGAACACAUUAAGCCACCCGUCAUCAAGCUGCUGCUGUCCAGCGAGCUCUACUGCCGYGUCUGCAGCCUCAUUCUGAAGGGGGAUCAGGUGGCUGCUCUGCAGGGACACCAGUCAGUGAUCCAGGCUCUGUCUCGGAAAGGGAUUUACGUCAUGGAGAGCGAUGAUACACCUGUGUCUGAAUCUGAUCUGGGCUGUGCACCAAUCAAAAUGAGCUCUCAUAUGGCAAUGAUCGAUGCUCUUAUGAUGGCCUAUACUGUAGAAAUGAUCAGCAUUGAAAAGGUGGUCGCCAGUGUCAAGCGUUUCUCUACAUUCAGUGCCUCAAAAGAACUACCCUAUGAUCUGGAGGAUGCAAUGGUUUUCUGGAUUAACAAGGUGAACCUUAAAAUGAGAGAGAUAACAGAGAAAGAGAUAAAAUUAAAACAACAGUUAAUGGAAAGUCCGGGACACCAAAAGUCUCCUUCCAAAUGGUAUUGGAAAUUAGUACCUGUGCGUUACCGAAGAGACCAUCUUUCAAGCAGGCAAUUACCUUACUUUCCUUUGCUGGAAGAUUUGAUGAAGGAUGGGAGUGAUGGUGCUGCUCUUUUAGCUGUGAUACACUAUUAUUGUCCAGAGCACAUGAAACUAGAUGAUAUUUGUUUGAAAGAGGUAACUUCAAUUGCAGACAGCCUCUAUAAUAUUCARCUUUUGAGAGAAUUCUCAAAUGAGUAUCUAAACAAAUGUUUUUACCUCACAUUGGAGGACAUGUUAUACGCUCCUUUGGUUUUAAAGCCUAAUGUCAUGGUUUUCAUUGCGGAACUCUUCUGGUGGUUUGAGAAUGUCAAACCUGACUUUGUACAGCCGAGGGAUAUUCAGGAAAUAAAAGAUGUUAAAACAGUGUUGCAGCAGAAGAGCAGUCGUCCGCCUGUUCCCAUCUCCAAUGCCACUAAACGAAGUUUCAUGGCUAGCCCUGCUGCUGCAAACCCAACAGACCUGCAGCCUUCAGCUCAGCCAGGCCCUGAAGUUUGCAGUAGAUACUACCUGCACCCCGAGGAGUCUGACUAUCUUGGCAAAGGAGGAAGCCCUGCUUUUAGCCCUUCCCAUCCACUGCUCCCUUUGAGACAAAAGCAACAAAAAUCUUUACAGGGAGAGGACAGCCCUGGUCAUCGACAUCGUUCUAAUUCUCUGACCCGUGUUGAUGGGCARCCACGAGGUUCAGUUCUUGCAUGGCCAGAAAAGAAACCCAGGCCUCUGUCUCAGCCAACACCAUUUGCUCUUCAUCAUUCUGCAAGCACAGAUGUGGACCCUGGGUCUGGUGAUAGCAUUAGUCUGGCUAGAUCGAUCAGCAAAGACAGUCUUGCUUCUAACAUUGUUAAUGUGACUCCAAAAAACCAGGCUCAUCCUCCAUCAAUGAAGACUAAUGGGAAGAGCUUGCUGAACAAUGUUGAAAUUGAGGAUGAAGAUGAAGAGCUUAUUGCAAUAAUCAGAUCUGAAGAAAGGCCAAACCGUGGUGACCUUGAAUUGCAGAAUGCAUCAGCCAGGGUGCCCAGCAUAGUUGCGACUGCAUGGUCUCCAAAAACGAACAGCGAGGCUGUGGAAAGCAAACCAGACAGCUUUUACCUGGAGCCCUUAAUGCCUGCAGUGCUAAAACCAGCAAAGGAAAAACAGAUAAUCAACAAGGAGGAUGAAUGUGGGGAGGGGAAGCAGAGGAAUUUUCUAACAAGAAGAUUCAAUGAGGGACACUUGCCUUUGGUCCGCAAGAAGACGAAUAGCUCUCAUGGGGACCAUGAUCUCAAUAGGGCUUUUACUCCGAUUUCUAGUUCUGAUUUCACUCCGGUUGCAGAUCCUAGUCCUGCAGACUCAGUAGCGCUGUUGGAAGCAGGGUUAGAAGCUUCCAGACCUUUGGCUAGUAGCAGUUUAGAUCCUUCAUCUCAGGAGCAAUCCACUGGAGGAUUUUUUCUUCAUGCUGCUAAAUCUGAUGAUGACAUAGCAAGCAAAGUCAAUUUAAGCUACGUGAAAAGUGUCAAUUCGCACGUUGGAGAUACUACAUGGACUAUGGUGAGACAGGACUCCGAUUCAGAUCUUUUAGACAUAGAUGAUGCUGAGCAGGAUUUGGUCAUUGUAGAUGACCAUCCGAUAGUCACUAAAUACAUAGGUGAGGAAGAAUCCGCGAAGUUGCAAGAAGAUAUGAAGGUAAAAGAACAUGAAGAUAAGGAUGAUGCCAGUGGACGAUCCAGUCCAUGCUUAAGUACAAUUUCUCAAGUUAGCAGCGUGUCAAUGACUAGUGGGAGUGUCCGAAUGACCAGUUUUGCAGAACGAAAGCUCCAAAGGCUUAACAGCUAUGAAACAAAGUCGAGCACAAGUAGUUCACAAAAGACCACGCCAGAUGGAUCGGAAAGCUGCCCAGCCCCACUGACCACCUGGAAACAAAAGCGAGAGCAAAGUCCCAGCAGACAAAAUAAAGAUAAUGUUAAUCUUUUAGCUUCUGAGUUGGUGCAGCUUCAUAUGCAGUUGGAAGAGAAGCGAAGAGCAAUAGAAGCCCAGAAGAAGAAGAUGGAAGCCUUAUCAGCAAGGCAGCGACUAAAAUUGGGCAAAGCUGCCUUCUUACAUGUUGUUAAAAAAGGUAAAUCUCCCGAUACUCCACAGCCACUGAAACCAGAACAUUUUGCAAAAGAAUAUCCUCGGCAUAAUGGUGAGGACGUAGAUGAAGUUUCUCUGAGUUCCAAGUCUGAGGAGUUUAUUGUAAAAGAUGAGGAGAGAGAAGAAAUGCUUAAUGAUUCUCAAGAAGUAACAAAAGUGAAAAUGCAAGAAGGCUUAGCUUUUGCUGAACAACUUAAACCAAAAGACCCUGCUGCUAUACAUGAGUUAGAAAAAAGUAAGAUUAUUUCUGUUGCCCUUCUAGAAGAUAAUGUUGGCGAAGUUGAUAUUAAUGAAUGUGAUCUUUCUAUUGAAAAGCUAAAUGAAACAAUCAGUACACUUCAGCAGGCUAUAUUAAAGAUUUCUCAGCAACAAGAACUGCUUAUGAAGUCUCCAACAGUGCCAUCACCGGGGACCAGAAGUAACGCUCAGGACCAAAAGGUAAAACCAUCAAUUCAUUUUGUUGAGCCCCUCUCUCCGACUGGAAUGAAUAGUCUUCGUAAACCACCUCGCUUUGGUCAAGGAAGAAAUCCUCGAUCGGGAAGACCAGCAGACCUGAAAGUCGGUAAAGACCGACAGCAAAAUUCAGCGCGUAUCAAAACUCCAACCCCAAGUCUAGAAACCUUACCACAUUUAAGAGCUUUUCCACCCAAUAGCUUGUCAAAGACACCAACAGAAAUUGGUCUGGAAAACAGUCCUGAUCAUGGAAUUGUAUCUCAAGAGAAAUGUUUCUUUGAUACCUAUAGACUUCAUGAUGAGAGUAAUCAACGGGCGCUUGUUCUUUCAGCGUCCAAGGAUGCAAAUAUUAUUUCUGAAAUGAGCAAAGAAGUGAAUAACAGCUUAAAAGAAACAGGACUGAAUUGUUCUGAUGGCUCAGGAAAAGAAAACGUCCCAGUGGAUGAGCCAUUGAGAAGCAAAGCUAAUCUCAUUGAAGUAGACUUAUCUGACUUAAAAGCUCCAGAAGAGGGAGAACUUGAAAACCAGGAUAGCUCUGCAGACAUAAUUAGUGAAGGUGAUCAGAAGUCUGGUGUGGGGUUUUUCUUCAAGGAUGAGCAGAAAGCAGAAGAUGAGCUGGCAAAAAAACGUGCUGCAUUCCUGUUAAAGCAGCAGCGCAAGGCUGAGGAGGCYCGGAUUCGGAAGCAGCAGUUGGAGGCUGAAGUGGAACAAAAGAGAGAUGAGGCCCGUCGCAAAGCUGAAGAGGACCGAAUACGGAAAGAAGAAGAAAAGGCUCGAAGAGAACUUAUCAAGCAAGAAUAUUUAAGGAAAAAACAGCAGCAAAUUUUGGAGGAGCAAGGUCUUGGGAAACCCAAGUCAAAGCCCAAGAAACCCAGGCCGAAAUCUGUCCAUCGUGAAGAAUCUUACAGUGAUUCAGGGACAAAAUGUUCAUCCACACCUGAUAAUUUAAGCAGUGCUCAGUCUGGUUCCAGUCUGUCUUUGGCCUCAGCAGCAACAACAGAACCUGAAAGYGUGCACUCUGGCGGCACUCCAUCUCAGCGGGUUGAAUCAAUGGAGUCCUUGCCGAUAUUGAGUAGAAAUCCUAGCAGAAACACAGAACGUGACUGGGAAAAUGCGUCAACAGCAUCUUCGAUUGCUUCGGUGGCAGAGUACACAGGUCCAAAAUUAUUUAAAGAGCCCAGCAGCAAAUCAAACAAACCAAUUAUUCACAAUGCUAUAUCUCACUGCUGUCUUGCUGGAAAAGUAAAUGAACCACAUAAGAACUCGAUAUUGGAGGAACUAGAGAAGUGUGAUGCCAACCACUACAUCAUUUUGUUCCGUGAUGCUGGCUGCCAGUUUAGAGCACUUUAUUGCUACUAUCCUGACACUGAAGAAAUCUACAAGCUGACUGGAACAGGGCCAAAGAGCAUCACCAAGAAAAUGAUUGACAAGCUUUAUAAAUACAGUUCAGACAGAAAACAGUUUAGCUUGAUUCCAGCCAAAACGAUGUCUGUCAGUGUGGAUGCUCUUACUAUUCAUAAUCACUUGUGGCAAGCCAAGCGACCUGCAGUGCCAAAGAAGACUCAGACUCGUAAAUGACACUGAGUUCUUGGGGAGGAGAUUGCUGAAUGGGAUUGCAAUGAAAGAAGAAAUGUUUACCGUUUUCCUCCAGUUUGGUAUGAAAUGUGCAGAACCAUAAACAUUUUUUAAGAAGCUUCUAAACAGAGACCGUGGACGCAAGUUAAGUAUGAAGGAACAAUGCCAGUGUUUUUUUAUGAAUGAUAGAUCUGCUGUUACACCUAAUGCUAACUACUGUGGUUUUCAACUGGUGAGGGACUGUGCAUGUAGCAAGAUCUUUAACAAGUGGAUUUCCUUUUACUUGAAGCUUUUCGUCGGUACAAAUGGGGAAUAAUUUAGUUUUGUUUCCUCUCCGCCUCAUUCCCUCCUUUUUCCUGACUUUCUUAAUGUUGGCAAGCUCUGAACUCCAGUAAGAGGAUUGAAAAGAUCUUGGGUGAAGUGUUUUGGGUUUUGUUUUGCUUUUUAAAUGGUCUUUAGGGAAAUCUUCCUUUCAGACUUUUUUGAGGAACUUUAAUACAUCAAAUUGUUGUACUGUAUCUACUGCCAACGUUAAGUCCAGCUCUCAGAUUUCUGAAAAAGCCCCAAGUUGUGCUGCUCAGAACAGAGUUUACUUGCAGUAUGGGUUUAUGAUGAGCGUGGCAAGGAUCACAAAAGUCAGCCUUUUUAAAAAACGGUUUGCAAAUUUAAAAGAUUUCUGGAAUGCAAUCAUGAAGCGGCAUACAGGUGCUACCAGCUGGAAUAUGCCCGAUUGAAACUUGAGGCAAGCUGAAUGGAGCACAGUUAUUCUUGAUUUCAGUUUCAGGUCGUGUCCUAAAAAUUUGCUUUAACAAAGGUGGAUUCUGGUAGGUAUAGAACAUUUCCACUCUGAGCACGCUACUCCUGUACGAUGGUGCACUUAAGGAUCACAAAUUUUAAUGUUUUUAUUACAUCAUGAAAUGUAAUUCUACUUUCUUUGUCCUGUCUUUAUUCUGGAUGAGCAGCAUGCUCUAAAAUGAAGAGUGUGUAUGUUUUUUAUUUUGGGUGAUAUAUUAAUAUAUAUUGAUUUGUUUUUCUCAUUUAAAAGCAAUUUUUAAACAGAGACAUUUGCAUUUGUUUCGAAACCCCAAAUAAGUCGAAUGGCUUGGAUUUCUUUUCAUGUUGAAAUAUUAAAUCUUGAGUUAUGACCUUAAAAUCUUUGUGUUUCAGCAGAUUAAAUCUUGGUCUGGGGCAACAGGGUAUAGUUGCAGUUCAGUUCCAUUUUUUUUUUAAUAUAAUUAUUUCCCAGUUUUGCCCAUGCUAGCCUUCUGAAUAGGUUUCUCUAGCUCCUCCAUAACUUAACAUAUUAAUAAGCUCCCGCUGGAUCUGGUUUUGACACUACUCCGCAAAGAUGAUGUAGGUUUAUAACUUUGGUUUGCACAUGUUUACUUUUAUUUGAAGUGUUACUUGAAUAUGUGUCUCCUAAGUGCAGAAGGCACUAGACCAGUCCUAGAGAGGAACUAAAGCUCUAUACAAUGCAGUGUAAUUAUGAAACUUUAAGAUAACGGAAGCUACAGAUUUAUGUACAUAAGGGGAAAAUAGGGUACGUAAUAAAGUGCUAACUAGGUAGAGCAAAGUGAAGGUCUUCCAUUGCGAUCUCUCCAUUUUUUCCC